AUGAAUAGUAAUAAGUUUGUUGUUUUUGAUUGUGGAGGUGUUGUAGGUAGUGAUAUGAAAUAUUCAUUCGUGAAGAAUCAUGUCGCUACUCAUUAUCCUGAGAAGUCUGCUCAGGCAGAGUUACUCCUAAACAAACAACUAUGGUCAAGAAUCAGAGUGGAUGCAACCUAUACAGACCGUCAAUACUUUGAAGACUUUGUAAAGCAACUAGACAUUCCAUCCGAUCAACAAUUGAUCGAGCAAUUCAUGCUACAUACCAAACAAGAGCUCUAUGCAUUCAAACCACCUUUACAAGUUGCAUUCGAUCUACAUCAUAGAUCAAUAAGUACAUAUAUAUUAUCAAAUCAUGGUAAAGAUUGGUUCAAUUAUAUUUAUGAUAGUGAAGCUUUGUUUAAAGCAGCAUUCCCAGAUAAAGAGAAACUGGUUGUUUCAUAUCAAGUCGGUUAUUAUAAACCACAACAAGAGAUAUUCCAAAGUUGUUGGGAUAUAAUGUGCAAGUAUGAAUCUACACACAACAACAAAGCUCUACAACUUUCAGAUAAAUCAAAGGUGUUGUUCAUCGAUGAUAAAAUAGACAAUAUCAAUGCAGCUAAAACAUUUGGUUGGCAAGCCUAUCAAUUUAACUUUAACAUUGAACCAGUAGAGAAGUUAUCAAUUGCAAUUGAACAUUUCUUGGCAAACUAA
Molecule: messenger RNA, 684 nt
Organism: Heterostelium album PN500
Lineage: Eukaryota; Evosea; Eumycetozoa; Acytosteliales; Acytosteliaceae
Exons: 2
Coding region: 1-684 (227 amino acids)
Source: RefSeq, a predicted model, not a curated record